ACGGACAUGACGGCGUUGCAGCGGUCUAGCGCAAUAUGUUGUUCCCGUGCUGGACGACUGACUGAUGAUAACCGCGUGAUAAUUUUGUCAUUUCCCCCCCUGAAAUGAAAGUGAUUCAUCUUCUCGGGACUAUGUGCCUCACACCUCCAACCGGAUUCAUCCGCCCGGAUCGCAGCACUUGGAAGAGAUAUAGGCUCAAUCAACUCAUUAGCUGCUGCCAGGAUUUCAGGCCUGAACCAGCCAUCGUAACAACAAAAUCUGCAAGUUUUGGUUGUGCUGGUAUUGAGCAUGUCAUCAGCAACAAUCUCGGUAUCAUCAUGACAUCAUCUCUUGGAUUAACAGCAUCCCGUUUAACUACCGGCUGAGCUACGAAUUUCUUCCCCUUUCUCUAAGUGUCCUCGUGUACGCCCAUGUGAGUGUGGGUGUAUUCACGAGGACCUCCUUUCGUGCUUCGUCGUGUAUUUGACUUUUCUACUGAUGGAGAACUUGUGGAUGGAUACCUGGCCGUAUUUUCCAAGGCAUAAAGGUCGCCGAUCUCAUCAUCGGAACCCUUUCUCAUGUGGCUGAAAGUCCUCCUGCUCUGCUACUACUCUUGGCCAUCAACUUGUGUGCUCUUCAAGCUGCUGCUGCUGCCGCCGCCGAAUAUCGAAUAAGCAGCGCUCGGGUCCAAUAAAAACCCCAAAAACCGUCCGGGCUCCUUAUUUCUCCUCGUUUGGAUUAUUUUGGGUUUUUUUUCUCCCUACCCGAUGAUGACCAAUAAUAAAAGAAAACCAAAAGGGGAAGGCGACAAACAGAAGAAGAACAUCUCGACUCUCUCGGGCGUGCGGAAAAAUGCCCGACGCAUCAACGGCUCAUUUCAAAAUUACUUCACCACACCGGCUAAAGUUGGCAUCGUGUCAAUUUGCCGAGUUCAAAUGGUACAGCGGUCGUCAUGGCGAAAUCGAUAAAGGAAAUCGCAACGUAAAGUUUUAGGUGGGGAAACAGGUGAAGAGGACGACGAGCUGAGUAGCGACUCCACCCGAAUGAUCAGCAUGGACGUGAACGGCCCUGGUGGCAUGGGUCCGCAGGGCUCGCAGCAGCAGCAGCAGCAGAUGCAUCAGAACGCGCAAAUGAUGCACAUGUCAUCGGGAGGCAGCGGAAGUGGAGACGAUUCCAAGAAAAAAAUGUACCAUUCUUCUGGAACAGGUCACGGCGGCGUCAACCAGUUGGGUGGCGUCUUCGUGAAUGGCCGCCCAUUGCCCGACGUUGUUCGCCAACGGAUCGUCGAACUCGCCCACAACGGAGUCCGGCCCUGCGACAUUUCCCGCCAGCUACGAGUCUCCCACGGCUGCGUCUCCAAGAUACUAUCCAGAUACUACGAAACUGGCAGCUUCAAGGCGGGCGUGAUUGGCGGGAGCAAACCCAAGGUGGCCACGCCCCACGUCGUCGACGCCAUCGCCGACUACAAGAGAGAGAAUCCCACCAUGUUCGCCUGGGAGAUACGAGACCGGCUCCUGGCCGAAGGCAUUUGCAACCAGGAGAAUGUUCCCAGCGUCAGCUCCAUUAACAGGAUUGUGAGGAAUAAAGCGGCGGAGAAGGCCAAAUCGGUCAGCCACCAUGGACAUGGUGGACACGGUCACGGACACGGAGGUCACGGGGGUCACGGCGGCAACAGCGGAGGAGGCAGCAAUAGCGGGCCGGUUAGCCCAGUCUCGUCUCAAACGGCCUCAGUCAUCACUCACGGAUCGACGGCCUCGACUGGCAACAACCAACAUCAGCAGCAACAACAACAGCAGCAACAUGCCAUGCAACAACAGCAGCAUGUCUUACCGCCGCACGACUCGCCUCACCAGCGGCCCGGCUCCUACAGCAUCAACGGAAUCCUUGGAAUCCCGCAGACGGACCCCAACGGCAACAUCAAACGGAAGCGAGACGAUCACGACGAUAUCCGCGAGCUCAAUGGCCACGCCAACCAAGACGACGAGAUCAAACGCCAGCGGCUGCACUACGGAAGCGAUCAACUCUACAGCAUGUGGCCGACCAAGUGGGGCUCAAGUCUCAAGGACGACAAACUCCUGCCGGACAUUGGCAGCGUGACGGGAGUGGUUAGCUCACCGACAGGCAAUAACGUCGGCGGAUCGCCUUACUCUCUGCCCAGUUUCGUGUCGGAUCAUCAGCAGCAACAGCAACAUCAACAGCAACACGGCGGCGUGGGACAGCAGCAGACGGGCAACGUGACUGGCAGCGGCCAAAACCAGAACGGCGCCGGCAAUAACGGCGGACCUGGCAACAACCCCAACGCCUUCAACGGCGCCGUGACGUCGAGCAGUUCGGGCGAUCCUCUCUAUGACACCAUCAGCACGAUGACGCAAGCUCAGAGCACGUCCAUCUACACUCCACCGCUGGGCACAUCACUCGGCAGUGGCUCUUUGACACCUUUGACGCCCAUCAGCAUGCAGGACAUAAAGGCUCACAUGCUGACGCCCAACGGCGUCGACACGUCGCUCCAGUACCAACAAGACGGCAUCGGUGGUCUUUCGGUCUGCACUGCAGGUACUGGCGGGUACGCUAGUUCUGGGCUUGCUGGGCCAGUCGGGCUCGGUGGUGGCGCUGGGCACCACCACCACCUGCUGGCUCACAACUCUUCCCCGUUGCCGGGCAGCACUUGCCUGAUCCAGCAUCAACAACAGCACCAAUGCACGACGACUACGACAGGCUCAUCGUCAAUGUCGGACGACGGCCACAAUGGCCACCAUCACAUGGACAUGGACAUGGAUCAAGCGGCCUCUCACGGCUUUUGUGCCGCCGUCUACCGGACGAUGGCACAGACGCCGAUCGAGUCGCCUCCCCAGCACCACCAACACCAUCACCACAACAACAACAAUCACCACCACCACCACAACCUGCAGCAGAGCAUCGGCGAGCACGAGGAGCAGGAGAAGGCGGGACGGACUCUCUUGUCCUCGCCUCCUCCGGCUGCCUCCGCCCCGAUUGCCUCCUCCCGUUCCGCCUCCGCUCUCACGCUGCUCCAGCCCAUUGCGGCGGCCGUGGCAGCGGCGGCGGCGGCGUCUUACACUUUACCCAGUCUCAUGGCACCUUACCCAACCACCACAGCUGCAGUGGGUGGAGGCGGCGUCGGUGUAGGCGGUGGAGUCAUGCCCGGUUCCGAGUAUUCCUACACGUCACAUCACUACAGCCAGUACGCUCCGUCGCCCUACGGCAGCUACGGAUACAGCGCCGGCACCGGAGGACUCCUCACCAAGUGACCUGACAUGCCGACAUACGAUCCAACAUCCGGACCGUUGUAAGAUUGGCCCCCAAGUCCAAUCGAAUUCAAAUCUAGAAGCGGUUGCUUGUUAUUUUUGUUCCGACUCGGGAAAAAAAAGCAAAGCGAAAUCUGGCAGUCUAAACCCCAAAGUUCAACUUAAAUCACCUAAAUCCAGUUACAUCCUUAAUUGACAAAGAAAGCUCCUGUAUAACCCCCUCCCCCCAACCACAAAAGCCAAUGUCCUUUCCCGUUUUUUCGUUUUUUUUUUGUGCGUGUACAACAAACCCUCUAUAAGAUAAAGACAAAAAAAAAGGAAUGAAGUGAUUGAUGGCCUGAUGACGUAAUUUUCACUGGAUCAAGUGAAGUGACAAUCACGCGUCGUCAAUCACAUCUGGAAAAAAAACGGCGUCGGUUUUGUAGUUUUUCGACGCGUCCCCUAGUCCCCACCGAGCUGAGCCUUAAAAUAUGAUGUCUAUCACACACACACACACACACAUAUACACACACACCUGAUGAUUGUCGUCAAUUUCUGAUGGAGAAAUCACCACGAUUUUUUAAAUCAUGUCAUUCAUUUCGUGAGAUUCGCAACCGCAAAUUUCUAAAUUCAUCCACACGAUUCAAACCCAACAAAUUAGUUUCAUUUCAAGUGAAUGAGGUCCGGCGAUCUCAAAAAAUUUAAGCAAAAGAAAGAAAAUAAAAACCUCUAGGAGAUUAAAUGCUGAUGGAUUUUUUAAAUUGUAAAAUGGGGAAAAAGGGAUUGGAGCAGGAAAGGGUUUUGAUCACGUUCAUCGUCAUUGAGUUUGUUUUUAUCGGGAUCGGAAGAAAUCGUCUCUUUGUUUGUGAGCAUGCAAAAAAAAAUGUGUACGUGUGCGAGUUGUGUUUGUUUCACGGAUCGUGCGGGAGAUUGGUGGACGGGAUAGUAAAAAAAUGUCGUUCAACGGAUCUCGAAAAUUCAGUUUCUUUUCCCCUUUUAGUUUUAUUAUGUUAUUUGACCCUCCUUCUUUUGAUUUAUUCGUUGAAUUGUGGAGAUAAGGCAUCUCUCUUUCGACACUAUUAUCACCUUUUCUUUGGGUUUUUUCUUAUUUUUCUCGAUUGUUUUGAUACCAAAGAGGUCGUUUGCAAUAUCUCCCCCCCCCUAAAUUUUGUAUACAUCUCUCUAAUAGGCUUCAAGUUUUUAUAUUGUGCAUAAUCAUUUUUUAAACACCUUUUUUUCAUCGGCUCUCCUUUAUUUAGAUAUACAUACUAUAUUAUACAUAAACAUAAGAAUUAAUUCUAAUUUGAUGAAAAUGACAAAAAAAUUACUAUAGAAAUCA
Daphnia pulex (common water flea) is the source of this 4560-nucleotide messenger RNA. RefSeq names its product paired box protein Pax-2-A-like (gene sv). The coding region runs from base 1023 to 3245 and encodes 740 amino acids. Gene Ontology annotation, biological process: regulation of transcription by RNA polymerase II; anatomical structure development. Gene Ontology annotation, molecular function: RNA polymerase II cis-regulatory region sequence-specific DNA binding; DNA-binding transcription factor activity, RNA polymerase II-specific. The transcript has 13 exons. The record is from RefSeq and is a predicted model, not a curated record. Lineage: Eukaryota; Metazoa; Arthropoda; Branchiopoda; Diplostraca; Daphniidae.